Molecule: messenger RNA, 426 nt
Organism: Laetiporus sulphureus 93-53
Lineage: Eukaryota; Fungi; Basidiomycota; Agaricomycetes; Polyporales; Laetiporaceae
Exons: 2
Coding region: 1-426 (141 amino acids)
Source: RefSeq, a predicted model, not a curated record
AUGGCGGCGGGGCCGGAGGCGAAUGACGUUUUGGUCGAAACCAACCGGUCUGUGUUCAUUCUGGACGAUUUUUUCCGGAUCUCGAAGCACGGAUCUGCUGAUGUCUCUAGGUGGAACGGCACCAUUCGCUGUUCCGUCUCUCUUACCCUCACGACUUAUAUGCUCACGAACAUCGAAUCGGAUAUGCCGCAUACCAUUAAUACCAUGCCAUCCUCUACGACCCGUCAUGUCGAGAUAAAUGAUACCCCGUUUCCGCAAAGUUCUCCUGUGGACGAGAGUAUGCCGAUAUCAAGGGAACUACAGGGUGCAGAGCGCAUUCUUCCUGGCGAGCGCACCGUGCGGAGGAAGAAGAGUUCAUUUGACCUGCGCGACAUAUACCUCAGCGGCGGACCAGUUUAUGCCACCGAGUACGAUACGGAAUUCUGA